Messenger RNA from Prorocentrum cordatum, 1011 nucleotides. The record is from the annotation of a GenBank genome assembly. Lineage: Eukaryota; Dinophyceae; Prorocentrales; Prorocentraceae.
AUGGCGCAGUGUGGCGCUGUCAUGCUCGCUUUCAUCUGUGGAGCCCAGCUCUGCCACGGCUCUCCGGGCAGCUUCCGCGGCUCCAGCGGCGGCCCCGCCUCGGGCCGCACGGUCUCGGCGAAGGACGUGGAGUCGAGCUUGGGGGCCUCCUUGGAGGCAGUCCUGCAGGGCAGCAGCGGCGACGCGGCACGUCGGCUGUCUCGGAUCGAGUCUGCCAUGUGGCAAACGUUCCAGGCGCUGCCCAAGAACGAGAUGGGGCGCCUGGCGCCGCGAGCGGUGCGCCACAUCGUGCACAGCUACUUCGCGAAGGAGCACGGCUGGAUCAUCAACGGGCUGGAGCCCCACGGCAUGAGCGCGAACGUCUCCGAGGUGCACGAGGUGGACAUCCUGCAGGACAAGGCCCCGGCGUUUGUGGAGGCCCUGCUCGAGUCCCGCCGCGCUGGCCGGGGGCUGUCCCUCGGCGACGUGGUGGCCAUGGCGGCGGCCCUGGAGCGCCUCAUCUUCGACGAGUCCCUCUCCCUGCUGCAGGUGGCCUACGCGCUCAACGGGCAGUCCGCCGCGGAGCGGCUGGGGGCCAGCGAGCUGCACGAGGUGCUGUCGUCCUACCUGAUGAUCUUCGAGAUCGGCGUCCGGACGAACGUCACAGACGUCCCGAGGCACCGCGCCAUGAAGGACGCCGUGGCCAGCGCCGGAGGCAGCUGGCCGCUUCUCGUCGAGUUCGAGCAGGCGGCGGUACACAACUACGACUUCGAGAGCUACCACCGGACCAACCCAUUCGUGGCGCGCCGGUACUCGUUCGGCGAGGCCUCUCGGGUGGUGGAGAGCCUGGCGCAGGACUAUGGCAAGUGGCAGAACACCGAGUGCCGCCAGAUGCGGCAGGAACUGGAGGAGCUGGACCCGGACGGCUCGGGGGCGCGUGCCACUCCGGCCUUCUACUCUCGCGCCAUAGACGGCGGACUACCAGUUCCACGAGUCCGUCGACUACCUCCGGCAGAUCGGCGCGCUGGAUGA